CUUCGAAGUAUACUCCGAAGUCGAAGAUAGUAUGCAGAAAAAUGUUGGCCGGAGCAACCCCUCUUGCUCCAAGUAAGUAUGUCACCGAAAAGAAACGGGAGCACAACAAGGGUGAAGCGACUGUUGUGGACAGUGCAGAAGUAGGAGGAAGCGGUGAGGAUAUCGAAGGCAGCAUGCGUUGUGGUCGGCAGGCGGGCCAGAGCAGUGGAGACAGACACAUUGGUGGUCACGACACUCAGCACAGGCAGCGGCAUGUGGAACGAGAAGGUCGACAACCAUUAUUGACAGAGUGCGAAGAGCAGCAGCUGGAGCAAAAAGAAGCAAAUACGAAAGAGGACGAUUCAGAGGACGAGAACAACAGAGACAGCGACGAUUUUGGUGAACGUGAAUCGAAUGAAGACGAGGAUGAUGAUAAUGAAGACGGUCUUAUGCGAGGACGUGAAAAACGGGAUGCGUCGGAGAAAAGCAAGCUCAACAACCGCAUUAGUGACAACAUCCACACGUUAUACGCGCACUCCAAAAUAGUGAAGCAAUUGAUGCGUUGCGUAGCGAUGGCCUUAUGUUUAUCUCGAGCCAAGGAUGCAGAGAUGUAUCCGUCAGUCGACACGUAUCUCGAAUCCUUCAGGGGUCUCAUCGAAUCUCUGGACCCAGAUACACGAUUCAUCGUAGAUCGGUCGAUGAAGAGCACAACACCGAUAACACUUCGCACACUCGGAUCAAGGGAGCUGACGAACAUCCGAGGAGAGAUCGCUUACGACAUUGUCAGGGCUUUUUGGAGCGCCGCGGGGUUGCCUUAUCCAUGCGGAACUGUAAGAGAUCAUUUUGAAAAAGAGCGAGAGGAAAUGAGGACGAAAAUGCUCGAUUAUUCAUCGUGGAGAGUGAAAGGCGAAGAGCCGUGGGGCGCAACAGAGUUUAAGAAUGUCGUGCAAGACGUUUUAUACAGAGAUUGGAACGAAGCAGGUCGAAAUGGUUGCACUCUCCAACAACUCGCAUUCGCUCAUAUGGUGUUAGAGUGUCACAUCAGCAACAAAAGUCNAGCGCCGCGGGGCUACCUUAUCCAUGCGGAACUGUAAGAGAUCGUUUUGAAAAGGAGCGAGAGGAGAUGAGGACGAAAAUGCUCGAACAAUC
Chara braunii is the source of this 1128-nucleotide messenger RNA. Lineage: Eukaryota; Viridiplantae; Streptophyta; Charophyceae; Charales; Characeae. The record is from the annotation of a GenBank genome assembly.